Angiostrongylus costaricensis is the source of this 432-nucleotide messenger RNA. The record is from the annotation of a GenBank genome assembly. NCBI's taxonomy places the organism in Eukaryota, Metazoa, Nematoda, Chromadorea, Rhabditida, Metastrongylidae.
AUGCUGCUUUCAGAUGUACCAUCUAGUCGUAGCUCUCCGGAACUAAUCGCUAAUCCUGAACUGCGGGACAUCGAUCAGUUGUCGUUCGCAUCGCAGAAGUCGGCACCACCACCAACUGCCGAGGAGAUUCGACGAAGUGAAGAAUUGCGUCGAGCGAAAGCCGCCACUGCGCAUCGUCUUCAGCUCGAACGAGUGAAGACUGUAUAUCGUCGUGAUGCAACAGGAUUUAUUUGUGGACCUGUUCACUUCUAUGAGUUAUCGUUGAAAGACAAGGAAACAAUGGAAGAAGUGCAGAAGCCUUUACAUCUGGCUAGAACAGAACAUCUUGAUGCCAAAAUAUCUGAAUGGGGACGGGUGCUUGUGGUAGUUGGCAAAUUUUUAUCUGUAUAUAUAGUUACUACAAAUGGCGAUUCGCAACUAAAUAAGGAAUGA